This is a messenger RNA of Andrographis paniculata, 1083 nucleotides long. RefSeq lists its product as uncharacterized. Gene Ontology annotation, biological process: male meiosis II. The transcript is spliced from 3 exons. NCBI's taxonomy places the organism in Eukaryota, Viridiplantae, Streptophyta, Magnoliopsida, Lamiales, Acanthaceae. The record is from RefSeq and is a predicted model, not a curated record. The coding region runs from base 132 to 908 and encodes 258 amino acids.
ACACCUCUGCUUUUUCAACGUUAUUAUUUUUUCAAAUAUCCCUCCCUCCCUCCAUCCUAGAGAGAGAGAGAGAGGAGAGAGAAAUAGAGAAACAUUAAUCGAAAACGAAGCACAGACAAGAUCAGAUCCAAAUGGGGUGCUGUUUUCUUACAUGUCUUGGAAUCGAAAGCACCACCAAAAAUCCCAAGAGAAGAACAAGAACAAGAAGAAGCAGCCCCCAAGAACAACCUCAAGAUGCUGAUGCAAGCCCAGCUGGAGAAUACGUGCCUCUACGCAUCCAUGGCGGGCCUCCUAAGAUCGACAAUUCAGAUGACGAGCUCAGAGAGGAACAGUCGCAGAAAGGGGCAUUGCCAUUGCCAUUGCCAUUGCCAUUGCUGUCCAAGAUCAAGAAGAAAGUCAGGUUCAAUUUGGAUGCCCACAAUUGUUAUUAUUACCAACAAAUUGUUGAGAACGAGGAAGAGGAAGAAGAAGACAAGACAACAUGGGAACCCCAUCCAGCUAGCAUUGCCACUUUGUCGGAAUCAAGCACAUGGUCGCAAGCAGCCAAUCGAUACCAAAACUGUCGAGAAAACUACGAGGAAGAAGAAGAAGAAGAAGAAGACGAUGAUGAUGAUGAGUUAAAUUUUGAUCGUAGUGAUGGAGAGGAAGACAGCAACAACGACGAUAUCGAAGAUGAUGAUGAUAUUCCUACCAAAGCAAAUUUGAAUCCAACUAAAUCAGACAUGUUCAAUGUUCUUACUCCUGUCCAAAAUCUGGCGCAAUGGAAAUCAGUUAAAAGCAAAGGGCGAUUGGCAAAGAAUUAUUCAGAAGAGUUGCGAGGACAGGACAUAUCUUCGAGCAAGAAUCUGUCGCAGCCUAUUGCGGUUGAUCUCAGUCUCUCGAAUUGGUUGGGAUCUGUCGGGACAUAGACAAUCGAUAAUCUUUGGCGAUUUUAUUGCAUCAUCCGAAUAAUGUGCUUGCAAGAAUCUUACUUACAUCAUCAGUGUGUGUGUUUGGGAUUUGAGUUGUUCCAUCUGUUUGUAGUUGUUGUUCUAUCAAGAAAGAACCAACGGUUGUCAUAUUCAAUACUUAUGCAUCAUUAGC